Molecule: messenger RNA, 1484 nt
Organism: Sphaerodactylus townsendi
Lineage: Eukaryota; Metazoa; Chordata; Lepidosauria; Squamata; Sphaerodactylidae
Gene: TMDD1
Product: transmembrane and death domain 1
Exons: 1
Coding region: 606-1484 (292 amino acids)
Biological process (GO): signal transduction
Molecular function (GO): protein binding
Source: RefSeq, a predicted model, not a curated record
GUGGUGGGGUAGCUGCCCAUGUGGGGGGGGGGGCAUCCAACUCAGGUUUUGCCCAGGGCUGAGCCUAGGUAUGCCUUUGCCCCCUUUGUUGAGGGGUGCUCGCGAGGGAACCUGUUACUAAAAUUUUUGGAUCCCACCACUGGUCUGGAUUAAUAUUUCCCCCCUUCAUUUGUCUUGUUAGUCUUAAAUAAAUUUUCUCAACAAAUUAGGAUCUGACAAGCAUAGUAGAAAAAAGUGUGAGGAAAUUAUGAUUACCUUUCUGGAGCAUAACUCACAAAACCAGAGCAAAUUCUAAAUCUGUCUUCCUAUACUGAAUCUUGAAUAACAUAGAUUUGAUUUUAUAGAUAAGAAUAAGAAAUAAGGUAUGUGAAGUUUGUGUGUGUGUGUGUGUGUGUGUUACAAUUUACAUUGUUACACAAGAGGUUAAAUAAAAUUAAUAUUCAGGGCUGAAUUCUGGCUCAAAUGAAGCCCUGAUGAAGGGGCCAGAAUCCUGUGCCACACAGAGAAGAGUUACAGAAAAUAUAUUGAUAUAAAGAUUACACACGUACACCUUCAGUUUCCCUUCCUGUUUUAGUGCUCUUUUUCUGUCCUCAUAGGCCUGCACAAUGGUGACUCCAGCAGGCGUUCUUCUCUUUGUGCUGACAGUGCCUGCCUCUUGUGAUGAUACAGUAGCUGACGACAUUGGGCUACACAUGAUGGGGCGUAUAUCAGAACUUCUGUCUCCAGAAGAAUGCCAGGCCUUCUAUGUUCAGAUCACUGGCCCUGAUCAGGAUGUGGAAGAAGAGCUGAACAGGCUCUUGGAGAGUAAGAACCCCAUCCGUACCCGACGGCGGCGAGACAUCACCAGCGUCAAGGAGUGCAAAGAGACCCUGAGCCAGUGGCUACAAACAGAAGGAGACACCAUGUACUGGGACCGUUUGUCUCGAGCUAUCCAGCAAAUUGGGCGCUCUGAUGUUUCAAAGGAGCUGGGCAAGAACCUCAAUCAGGACAAGAACCUGGAGAUCAAGAAGAACGUGGAGGACUAUCACAAGACAGUCAAACAUCUCACCUCCUCUUUGCUCUUGGAAGAGACAGAAGAGAAAGGUGAACAGGGCCGGCUGCGGAGAGACAGAGGCUGGUCCCAGAAUCAAGUCAAGGCAACGGCAUGGGAAGAUUUGGAACUUAUCAUUGAGAAAAAGCCGCUGAAGCCAUACAACCGGAGUCUCUUUGGAUGGAUCAUCCCACUGACUACUGGCGUUGCUGCAGGAUUUCUAACCUCCUUCAUUGUAGUGGUUCUAUUUUUCUAUACUUUUUUCUGGAUCUUGAACCAAGGAAACCUGGACCACACUCAGCCCAGCUAUGACUCCCUGCGUAAGCUGAAUUUACCUUCAUCCAGAUGCGGUGGUAUCUAUUAUACAUACCAGUGGCUUGAUAAAAAGGGGGAAGCGGAUAGUGAGACAGAGGAAGAGGAGGAUAGUUUGGUAAAAGAGAUAAAGCAGCUGUAA